AUGAUUUACGAUGUGAGGAAGUGUGUGGUGAUGGAGGUGGAGUGUGCCGACAAGCCAAGAGUACCGGGGGCCUGCGCCACUUUUCGAUUCACCUGGGUGCAGGGCCUCGGUGGUGGGUUUGAUGCCCCCCAUGCCGCCAGUGUGUCCAGUAGCACAGAGGGCAGCGGCGUGGGGAAACCUUCAGAGCCCCCUGUGGCCAGCACUCGGACCAAACCUGUGCUGGGUACUGAAGUGGUGUCGGCAGCUCAGAGUGGGUGCGUGCGCCUGAGCUUUGAGUUCCAGGUGGCGGAGCAGACAAGUGUGGUGUGGGAGACCGUGGUUGUGGGCCGCCGCCUCUACCUGUGGCUGGUGCACCUCCCGGAGGGCAGCAAGGAGGCCUUCGUGUCUCUGCUGGAGUACGCCGAGGAGGUGCUGGGCUGCUCCCACGUCCUGGUCUGCUUCAAGAAGGACCGCAGUGACAGGGCUAUGUUACUGCGCACCUUCAUGUUCCUGGGCUUCGAGGCACUGCCACCCGGACACCCUCUGGCCCCGGCUGCCGGCGACCACCUCUACAUGGUGUAUCAUAUCGACUAACACCGCCCGGCCACGCAACACCCUCGGGCCGCCCGCAGAACACCCGCCGGCCGCCCUCUGUACGCUGGACUACACUAAUAACCCCAUACUCCCCCCUAGCCUAGCCUGACCUGACCUGACCUAACGAAACCUUCUCUUCUUCCAGGUGGACUUUUUAUUAUUUUUGAAAGUCAAGAUUUACUCAUUGUCAUUUCAAGUCUCUCGCAAGAAUCAUUAUUGCUGUAAUGUUAGUUUAUUCUUCCUCAUUAUUAUAACUCUUCUGAAUUGACGUUAUUUUAUUUGAAGUCAAGAUUAACUCGGUCAUUUUCACCUCAAAUUAUUCCUUCUCGCCUGAAUCAUUAUAUUGUAUUACUAGUCUGUUCUUCAUCAUUAUUAUUAGUGGUAUUAUUUCUCUUUUGAGUUGAUUUAUUAUUUUAUUUCAAGUCAAAUUUACUCAUUAUCAUUACAAGUUAUUCCUUCUCUCACCAGAUUUAUUAUUGUAUUUCUCUUCAUUAUUAUUAUUGAUAUUAUUACUAUGAUUGUGUGAUAUAUUGUUAUAAAUAAUAGUGAAUUUUAUGAAGUCUUGAGUAAGGAUUUUGUAACAGUCUCAACAUCAAGCAAUCAUUAGUCCCCUCAUUGUG
Molecule: messenger RNA, 1193 nt
Organism: Eriocheir sinensis (Chinese mitten crab)
Lineage: Eukaryota; Metazoa; Arthropoda; Malacostraca; Decapoda; Varunidae
Gene: Oda
Product: ornithine decarboxylase antizyme 1-like
Exons: 4
Coding region: 1-573 (190 amino acids)
Biological process (GO): positive regulation of protein catabolic process
Cellular component (GO): cytoplasm; nucleus
Molecular function (GO): ornithine decarboxylase inhibitor activity
Source: RefSeq, a predicted model, not a curated record